This is a messenger RNA of Triticum dicoccoides, 1479 nucleotides long. RefSeq names its product AP2/ERF and B3 domain-containing protein Os01g0141000-like. Lineage: Eukaryota; Viridiplantae; Streptophyta; Magnoliopsida; Poales; Poaceae. Gene Ontology annotation, biological process: regulation of DNA-templated transcription. The coding region runs from base 89 to 1099 and encodes 336 amino acids. The transcript has a single exon. The record is from RefSeq and is a predicted model, not a curated record. Gene Ontology annotation, molecular function: DNA-binding transcription factor activity; DNA binding.
CACGGGGGAAAAGAACUGGCCCAUACACACACUCCAAAGGGACGUCCCUCCAAAGGGCAGAUGCCAAGCCACAGAAAAGCAACAGUCCAUGGGAGUGCAGAUCCUGAGCUCCACGCCGGAGCACUCCUCCCAGCACUCUUCCGGCGCGUCCACGGCCACGACCGAGUCGGGUGCCGCCGGCCGGCUGCCGACGACGCUGGGCCUACCUGUCGCCAUCCCCGACGAGGCCGUGACCUCGCGCUCGGCGUUGGCAUCGGCGCAGUGGGCGUCGUCGCGGUUCAAGGGCGUGGUGCCGCAACCCAACGGGCGGUGGGGCGCCCAGAUCUACGAUCGCCACGCGCGCGUCUGGAUCGGCACGUUUCCCGACGAGGACGCCGCGGCGCGCGCCUACGACGUGGCCGCGCUCCGCUACCGCGGCCUCGACGCCGCCACCAACUUCCCGCGCACGGCCUCGUCGACGGAGCUCGCCUUCCUGGCGGCGCACUCCAAGGCCGAGAUCGUCGACAUGCUCCGGAAGCACACCUACUCCGACGAGCUCCGCCGGGGCCUGCACCGCGGCCGCGGCAUUGUGGGGCGCGCGGAGCCGACGCCGUCGUGGGCGAGGGAACCCCUCUUCGAGAAGGUCCUGACGCCGAGCGACGUCGGCAAGCUGAACCGCAUCGUGUUGCCGAAGCAGCACGCCGAGAAGCACAUCCCCCUGAAGCGCACGCCGGAGACGACGACCACCGCUGACAAGGCCGUGCUGCUGAACUUCGAGGAUGGCGAGGGGAAGGUGUGGCGGUUCAGGUACUCGUACUGGAACAGCAGCCUGAGCUACGUGCUCACCAAGGGCUGGAGCCGCUUCGUCCGGGAGAAGGGCCUCGUCGCCGGCGACGUCGUCGUGUUCUCCUGCUCUGAGUACGGACAGGAGAAGCACUUCUUCAUCGACUACAAGAAGACCACGACGGUGAGCGGCGGCGCGGCGGCGUCGCCGCCGCCGGUGGUGGAGACAGGCAAAGGAGAACAAGCCCGCGUCGUGAGGCUGUUCGGCGUCGACCUCGCCGGAGAGAUGAGGGGGCUAGCGGCGCCGGCGGAGCUGGAGUUGUUCAAGAGGCAAUGAGAUUGGCGAGUAUGAUUUGUUUUGCUACACCAAUUGGUACUGUAUUCCCCAAGCAGUAACUACCGAAAAAUCGUGGGCGGGCUCUACUUAUAAACUACUACUAUAUAAGAGCCUUUAAUACUAUAUAUAUAUAAAAACCGAGAAAUCUUUGCUAAACCAGUAGGAGUACUAUAUUAAAUGUUCAUGAUCCUAAACAUAGUGGGCAUUGUGAGCUUAAUUACAUGAAGAGAAAAUUUGAUUUGAUCCUAAACCAAUGCACGGCUUGUUGGUCUUGGAUUGCAUUACAAUAUUGAUUUGAUUACUUGUUCAUUCACACAGGUAAAUGUGCCAAUUGCUAUCUUCAUUUGCAUUCAUUUUGGGGAAAUAUUGCGCAUGGUUAU